AUGGGCUGUUGCGGGAGUGUAAUGAGUCCCGGUGACGAGCCGUUGGAAUCUCCUGUCACUGUGCAUACCCCCGCCAGUAGUGGUACUCCCACAGCUGUUGCAAAGGCCACUGACGAAGUUCCAGAUGAUUCGAGUCAGCAGAAAGACCUCCGGGAGAAGGACGAAGUCAUAUCUACCAUAAGCAACGGGAAACUCGCGAAUGAAACUCAGGGAAAUGAGGACAGAGGCCCCGAGGCUCUCUUGAAUGAUGCCCUGGGUUCGCCCGGAAAGAGAGACAGCAGACCUGCCUCCGGAAGGUCAGACAAGUCUUUCGAGUCCAAAAGGUCUCACGGCUCCGCCAAGAGCAGCAGGUCCUCUGGCUCUGUCAAGAGAGAAUCGCCUGUCAGUCAGGUCAGUCUUCCAGGAAUGAUCCCCGAGGAUGAUGCCGAGGAGUCGCCCUCUGGUGAUCAGGACAAACCCGACGAAGGGAAUGCAGAGGAGGCUCAGGCCCAAAAGUCACCAUCAGCUAAAUCCGCCAAGUCAUCGUCGUCGCCACCCCCUCCAAAUGGCCCGGCACCAGGAGAGAGCAGCGCGAAAUUAAGGACACCGAUGUCGUCUGCCGGGAGAUCCAGCAAGGAAUCGUCUUCGUUUGGGAAAUCUAUGAUUCAGGUGGUUUCCUUCGGCGACAGCAUCAAUGUGCCCAGGAGUGCUGGUGUCGGGGCAGAGGCCGCCGAUGAGACCUCGAUGAAAGAUUCAGAGGUCCAGGAGACAGCUUCCACGUCAGAGCAGAACCUGGAGUCCUCAGAGAAAGAAGGCCCUGUUCCACCUGUGGAACCAGAAAAAGUGACAGCUGCUGAGUCAGGUCCCAGUAUCAAUUAG
Messenger RNA from Macrobrachium nipponense, 858 nucleotides. RefSeq names its product serrate RNA effector molecule homolog. The transcript is spliced from 2 exons. The record is from RefSeq and is a predicted model, not a curated record. NCBI's taxonomy places the organism in Eukaryota, Metazoa, Arthropoda, Malacostraca, Decapoda, Palaemonidae. Bases 1 to 858 code for a protein of 285 amino acids.